AUGUCCGUCCUCCUAGAGACUAGUGCUGGGGAUAUAGUCAUUGACUUGCUUGUCGAUGAUGCCCCACAGACAUGUCUCAAUUUCUUGAAGCUAUGCAAGGUCAAAUAUUACAAUUUUUCACCCGUUUACAACGUUCAAAAGGACUUCAGUUUCCAAACAGGCGACCCGAUAGGGCCCGGUCAAAGCGGCAGCGAUGGCGGCAGUUCUAUCUGGGGCAAGCUUCAAGGAGCUUCUAAAAAGUAUUUUGAGAGCGAAUUUUCUCCUAAGCUCAAGCAUUCUGAACGAGGGACUGUUAGUAUGGCCACCGCCCCCGCCGGAGGCGACGAUGACGCAAAGCGGAUAAGUGGCUCUCAAUUCUUGAUCACUCUUGGAGAUAGCCUUGACUAUUUAGACGGCAAAGGUUCUAUAUUUGGCCGCGUUGUUGAAGGGUUCGAUACCCUUGAAGCAAUAAAUUCUGCCUUCUGCGAUGAUCAAGGAUGGCCACUGAAAGACAUUCGAAUCCGGCACACAAUAAUCCUCGACGACCCUUUUGACGAUCCCCCUGGGCUCGUAGAGCCACCCGAGAGCCCAAUACCCACCAAAGAGCAACUGGCCACUGUUCGAAUCGGCGAAGAUGAAGAUCUCAAUGAAGAAGCUGAUGAAGAGACGGCAGAAAUGCAACGGCGAGAACGUGAAGCGCGUGCUCAAGCUCUAACCCUUGAGAUGGUGGGUGAUCUACCGUUUGCAGACGUCAAACCGCCGGAAAACGUCCUUUUCGUUUGCAAACUUAAUCCAGUCACACAGGACGAAGAUCUUGAAUUAAUAUUUUCUCGGUUCGGAAAAAUUCUGUCCUGCGAAGUCAUUCGGGAUCAGCGUACGGGGGACAGUCUGCAGUACGCUUUCAUUGAGUUCGAAACCCAACAGGAUUGUGAACAAGCGUACUUCAAAAUGGAUGGUGUUCUUAUUGAUGACCACAGAAUUCAUGUUGACUUCUCCCAGAGCGUUUCGAAAUUAUCUGACUCGUGGAGAAUGGAUACGAAUGCUAAACGCAGGGCCUACGCUGAUUCAAAAGGAUAUGGGGGAUCCUCCCAACUUCAAAAAAAACAACAGUAUAAAAGCGGGGAUGUUCAAAAGACCGGGACGCUCCGAGAGGGCCAGGAGGGGAUUGGAGGGGCCACAGAGGCCGAGAUUCAAAUGGAAAUCGUGAUAGGAACCAAGACUGGGGUAGAGAUAAACACGCAGAUGGCCGAAGUCAUAAAUACCGGAGAUCAAGAUCCCGUAGCACUAGCCCAAGGAGACGAGAUCACGAUAGACGAGAAAGGGGCCACGACCGAGACAAAGAUCGGAACUCAGGGAGAGAUCGCAGAGACCGGUACGAAAGACGAUAGCUCUAAGGAGCGCUCCUCUGUGUUUACAGGACUCGAUAAAGCUCCUCACAUCUUAGUCCCCACACUACAACAUGAAUAG
Molecule: messenger RNA, 1446 nt
Organism: Orbilia oligospora ATCC 24927
Lineage: Eukaryota; Fungi; Ascomycota; Orbiliomycetes; Orbiliales; Orbiliaceae
Exons: 2
Coding region: 1-1446 (481 amino acids)
Biological process (GO): protein peptidyl-prolyl isomerization
Cellular component (GO): nucleus
Molecular function (GO): peptidyl-prolyl cis-trans isomerase activity; RNA binding
Source: RefSeq, a predicted model, not a curated record